Molecule: messenger RNA, 1853 nt
Organism: Ipomoea triloba (trilobed morning glory)
Lineage: Eukaryota; Viridiplantae; Streptophyta; Magnoliopsida; Solanales; Convolvulaceae
Product: aspartate aminotransferase, mitochondrial-like
Exons: 10
Coding region: 219-1511 (430 amino acids)
Biological process (GO): amino acid metabolic process; biosynthetic process
Cellular component (GO): mitochondrion
Molecular function (GO): L-aspartate:2-oxoglutarate transaminase activity; pyridoxal phosphate binding
Source: RefSeq, a predicted model, not a curated record
UUACAACAGUUCCAGUUUUGCUAAGACCUUUAUGAUUUUGUGUUUCAUAAAGGUAUUCUGUAUGGGUAAGAGACUUGAGAGAGAAAUUCAAGGGGCAGCCCAUUGGAUCAAGAAAAUGGGGAUUGGGGUUUUGGGGAGCAAAUUUUCACAUUUCCCUGCACCCCUUUCCUCAUUUAAGUCUCCAUUACAGUUCCCACAGAGAUUGACAUUGCGGGAAGAUGAUGACCAUGUGGAGGUGCAGCAGAUAUCUGGGAAGGAGAAGAAGAAGCAUAACGACCAUGGCAGAUAGCAGGGCCGCCGUUGGAUGGUCGUGGUGGGACCAUGCGGAACCACUUCCCAAGGACCCCAUUAAAACUGUUACUGAUGCUUUCCUCUCUGACCCUAGCCCUUUCAAGAUUAAUCUUUUUGUGGGAACUUACAGGGAUGCUGAAGGUAAUCCUGUGGUUCUUGAUUGUGUAAGAAAAGCUGCAGCCAAGCUUGCUGGUUGUGAGUUCCUGGAUUCCAUUUCACCAGAAGACACUUCGAAGCUAGUUGAAGAAUGUUCGAAAUUGGCUUAUGGUAAAGAUUCCGGUGUUGUUACUGAAGGAAGAUGUGCUGGAAUCCCAGCUCUUUCAGGCACUGGUGCGUGCCGGCUUUUUGCUGAACUCCAGAGGCGCUUCUACCCAGAAUCAAAAAUAUAUCUGCCUAAUCCCACUUGGUCCAACCACCACAACAUAUGGAGGGAUGCAGAAGUUUCAAGAAGUACUUUCCGCUACUACCACCCUGAUACUAGACGGUUGCACUUCCAAGCCCUCAUGGAAGAUAUCAAGAAUGCUCCCAGCAAUUCCUUUUUCUUACUUCAUCCUUGUGCUCACAACCCAACUGGGAUUGACCCUUCUGCAGAACAGUGGGAAGAAAUCUCGCACGUGUUCAAGGUGAAGAAGCAUUUCCCUUUCUUCGAUAUGGCUUAUCAGGGCGUUGCUACUGGGGACCUAGAAAGAGACGCCAGGGCUAUCCGCAUAUUUCUUAAAGAUGGACAUUUGUUGGCCUGUGCACAGUCGUUUUCCAAGAUCAUGGGAUUAUACGGACAUCGAGUGGGUUGCCUCAGUAUUCUCUGUGCGGAUGACAAACAAGCAAGUAUAAUCAAAGGCCAGUUAAAUCAGAUUGUCAGUGCAAUGUAUAGUAGCCCACCAGUUCACGGGCCAUUACUAGUCUCGACAAUUUUGAAUGACCCUGAUCUCAAGGCAAUUUGGGAAGAGGAAUUAAAGGUCAUGACGGAUCGCUUUAUGACAAUGCGUGCUGCUUUACACCGAAAUCUUGAAGCCUUGAGUUCUUUAAGCUGGGAACACAUAAUCAAUCAGGUUGGCAUGUUUUGCUUCUCUGGCUUAUCACCUAAACAGGUUGAACAGUUGCGGAAGGAUUUCCAAAUAUACAUGCCCAACAAUGGCCGCAUCAGCAUGGCAGGUGUGACGAUAAAAAAUGUCGAAUACUUGGCAAACGCAAUACACAAAGUGACCAGAAGUACUCAUUAAAGUUUCUUCUCGUUUGCCCCGAUCUCCCUCUCGUGAUGCAGAUACAUAAACACUCGUUAAUUAGGUAUGUGUAGUUAAGAAUCUACAGCAAUAUUUUAAAUUCCAAAGAACAAAAAAACUAGUGUUCGGAAACAACUUCCAUACCAUUUUCUUGUGAACCAUCCUGAUUUUACAGUAUGAUCUUAACCGUAACCCUGAGUUAGUUGAAAACGCUAUAUGUGCAACAGUAUGAUGAUGAUUUGUCUUAGCUUAUGUUGUUGUCUGCUGCUGUUAUCUUAGUGUGCAAAGACCAUAAGAUUUUUUACGAGAGAUCACAUUCAUAGUUGUUAUACAUCAUUCUCA